AUGUUUUCCGAUUCGCGCGGCCAGAGUUUCACCAACCCCGGCCUUGCCCUCCCUUCUCCAGCAGGGUCGUUUAUCUGCCAUUCCAGCUUAGACGCCAUCAAAACCUCGCAGCCACAAAAGCCGCCACAACGCUCGCUACCCGUUGGCCUUUCCACUCCUCCCGCCGAGACUGACAACGCAAUGGGGACGACCUACGAGGUGCGGCAUCUCGCCACGUGCGAGAACUAUCCUCUCUGCCACUCGUCGAUUUAUGCGUCAUCCCUCGCUUCGUCUGAUGCCUGCCGCAGCGCACUGAGCGAGAGAGUUGCGAACGAACAGUCUUGCACUCCGCAUCAUCGAUACGCUGCCUUUCCUUCAGCGCAGCCACAAGACUAUGCAACUUCGCAGCCAUCGAUGGUUUCGGCUUCGCGCGUUUCAACUCAUAAAUUAACCACGGCUUCCUCGAUCGAGCAGGAUGUCGGUUCCCAUAACCAACAAUUCGACCCGAGAUGCCUUUCACGUGCAUCGCCAUCCCCGUUGAUUAGGUCGGAAUCAGACGACAUGGAGCCAAACUCGGAGGAUUCCAGCUUGACUAUCCACAGUAUGGCUGUCCCCGGGUGCAUCAGCCCCAAUGGCGGAAACCUGGCCGACUUUAUGGCAGAGAUGACGGCGCUCUUCUGGUUCGUGAGCGACAACAAGCUCGCCAAGCUUGAGAAGACGCUUCCGCUUAGCCCCGGUGCCCGGAUCGAGCCAUUGACCAGCACCGCCGCGGCCGACCAUUUCAAGACCUGGGUAACUUCGGUGCUGUCGACCACUCAGGUAACCCUCAAUGUGGCCAUCCUGGCUCUUCUGUAUAUCCGCCGGCUCAAGCAAAUGAACCCGACCGUUAAGGGCCGUCCUGGCAGCGAGUAUCGGCUCCUAACCGUGGCUCUCAUGCUCGGCAACAAGUUCUUGGACGACAACACUUACACUAACAAGACUUGGGCCGACGUCUCUGGGAUCCCGGUGAAAGAGAUCCAUGUCAUGGAAGUCGAGUUUCUGAGCAACAUGAGGUACCGGAUGCUGGUUUCGGCCGAAGAGUGGGAGGACUGGAUCAACAAGCUGUCCGACUAUUGGUCCUACCUGCAGGCGAGCAGGCGUCAAUGGUCGCCGUCGCCGUCCCCGUUGCGCAUUCCGUCGCCAACACUACUCAGCUUCAGCUCUCCGCUGCCGUCGCCAACAGCCCCUUCGCAAUCGACAUCGAGCCUGUCUGCAGGUACAUCCUUCCAGAGCAGCUCUAGCUCUCUCUCCCCGACCGACUCGUGGAACGACUCUCCGUUCUUCACGGUUCCUCCAUCGUCUCCUCUCGCUCUGAAGCCGCAGACCUCUCGCUCGCUCAAGAGGCCGUGUUCGCAUGAGGACCUAGUUGAGCCGCCUACCAAACGGACGAAUCGGGUUCGAGAAACCAGCAUGCCAAGACCAACUCACUCGCAGCCGGUACCACAAUGUGCAGCCGUGACGUCUACGAGCUCGCAGCCCCUCACAAACGGCCUGCCUAGCUGCCUGCCGAGUGGCCUUCCGGUUACCUCAAGAUCCGCGUCCGUCGCGUCUUCGGAUCAAAGUCGUCUGUCCGUGCCCAGCCUGACGCUCAAUACGAAUCAGGCGCCCGUUACCCACGGUCAGACCUACCCCCCUACCACGUAUGUCCCUCAACAGUCGUCGCCGCUAUCGCUGCCACCGCUGGUUCCCAGCGUCCGGGCCAUGUCGACUGUGUACCCAGCCACGACUUGUUCCUCGUCGCAAGCCAUGGCUGCUACUUGCGGGCCGGUGACGACCCCUACCACGACAUUCCCUCCCGUUAGCUACAGCACUCCGACCAAGCGGCUCUCUCCACAACAUCCUGCGACAACCGUGGUCUUCGGCAAUUCAUCUCCCAUCGUGGAUGGAACUAAUCCCCCCAUGUCGACUCCGAACGCGAAUGGCGCCCAUACACCGGUAUCUCAUUCUCCUUCUUACUACCUGCGUCAGCGCAACAGUCCCUAUGGACCUGUCCGCCACGUCAACACUUUGCUCUAUCCUCCUCCCUCGGCUUUCCUUCAGCAAUACCAUCUACCAGCCUCUGUCCUGCCGAAUCAGAUGCAUUACCGGCCUCUUGGGAAGCGUGCUGAGUACCGCACCGGCAUCGUUCCCGAGUUUACCUCUGGCGCUGUUGUGCUGUCGAACUCGAGUCAUCUGGCAACGACACAGGCCACGAAUCCUUCCUCGCGUGCUACUGUGUCGGCUCCUACGUCCUAUGCCCCUCGAUCCGCAACGCGUCUGGCUCCGUAUUAG
Messenger RNA from Thermochaetoides thermophila DSM 1495, 2289 nucleotides. RefSeq lists its product as uncharacterized. NCBI's taxonomy places the organism in Eukaryota, Fungi, Ascomycota, Sordariomycetes, Sordariales, Chaetomiaceae. Gene Ontology annotation, cellular component: nucleus; cyclin-dependent protein kinase holoenzyme complex. Gene Ontology annotation, biological process: regulation of cyclin-dependent protein serine/threonine kinase activity. Gene Ontology annotation, molecular function: protein kinase binding; cyclin-dependent protein serine/threonine kinase regulator activity. Bases 1 to 2289 code for a protein of 762 amino acids. The transcript has a single exon. The record is from RefSeq and is a predicted model, not a curated record.